Molecule: messenger RNA, 2076 nt
Organism: Schistosoma rodhaini
Lineage: Eukaryota; Metazoa; Platyhelminthes; Trematoda; Strigeidida; Schistosomatidae
Source: the annotation of a GenBank genome assembly
AUGAUUCAUCAAUAUGAUUCAACGAAAAGCGUAACCAGUUCAGAUUGUAAAAAGCAUUUACCAUUUACCAUUCAUACACUUCUAGAACUUAAUAAUAAUACUAAUAAUAACAAUACCAAUAAUACUACUAAUAAUACUACUACUAAUACUAAUAAUGAUAAUACAUUGAAUAUUGAACAAACUAAUGAAAAAGAACAAAUAUAUACAGAAAAAUAUUUAAAAACUAUGAUGAAAAAAAAUGGAAAUAUUAUUGAUUUAAAUAAACAAAAUUUUAAUUUAAUCAAUAAUUGGAUAGCAACUAAAUUAGAUGAAAAAUUAUUUUUACAAUUAUUUAAAAAUGUAUAUUUAUCAUUAAAUUCUACACAGCAACAAGAACAACAACAACAACAACAUACUACUAUUCCUACAACUCCAACUACUACUACUACUACUACUAAUACUACUACUAAUAAUAAUAUAAGUAGUCAUGACAAUUACAUUGAUUAUGGUAUUCCUAAUAUUAAUAAUAUUGUAAAUUAUUUACAAACAGAUCAUUGGUCAGAACUUUUAAAUUUGACAACAAAACAUUCAUCAUCUUAUCCAAUUCAACCGUCAUCAUCAUCAUCAUUGUCAUACUCGUCAUCACCGUCAUCAUCAUUAUUAUUAUCAUUUAAUAAUCAAUCUGAAAUAAUUAAAUCUACAUUGAAACAUUUAAAUUGUGAUUAUUUACAAUCUAAAUGUAUAUUUUCAUCUAAUGGUCAACUUAAAGAAGAUAUUAAUUCUUUGAAGAAUAUUCAGAAAAAAACUCUUUUCAACACCAAAAUUGAAAAUCCUAUCAAUUCUUCUGUUCAACCAUCCUUUACAUCAGUUGCUGAUGCUUGUAAUUACAAUGCGGAAUUCGCUAGUCAUUCACCACAAAAUAAACCAGUAUAUGAAAAUAAUGCAUUGUCAUCUCCGAUGUUAUUACCAUCAUCUAUUUCCAUGCCAUAUUUCUUCCCUUCACUUAAUAUACUAAACAAUCAAUCAUUAGAAAAGCAAUAUAAUCCUUAUACAUGUGAUAAUUCCUACAGGAAUCUACCAUAUAAUUGUACAGAAGUUAAUAAUAGACAAUGUAAUACACUACAUGAUUGUACUUAUUCACAAUCUUCAUUUUCAUUGAAUUAUAAUGCUUCAGAUAAUCUUGUUAAAUUGACAAAUAAAUCAGUUGAUACAAGUUCUGUUAAUUCUAUCACUGGUUCUACUACUGAUAUCAUUUCCAGAAUUAAUAAUGAUAAUUCUACUAUUACUACUAAUACCAGUAGCACUACUACUUAUAAACAUAAAAGUAAUCUCAGUAGUAAUACUGGUAUACGUGAGUAUAAAACUAAAUCUAGAAAGUCAAAUUCUACUGGUUUUAUACAUAGAAAAAGCAGCAAUGCAUCAAAUCAUCUAUCAUCAUCUAAUAAAAUAGAAAUACUGACAAAUUAUGUGAAUCGGAAUAACGUAUUGUUGAAAACCAAUAGUGAUGAUGGGGAUGACGACAAUGGCGGUGGUAAUGAUAAUGAUGAUGAGGAUGGUGACAGCUUCAAUGAUGAUGAUGAUAACAGUAAUAAUAAUAAUAGUGUUAAAUCAAGCAAACGAAGAAGACAUAGAACAAUUUUUACAAGUGGACAAUUAAAUGAACUAGAGAAAGCAUUCCAUGAAGCACAUUAUCCAGAUGUUUAUCAGCGUGAAUUAUUAUCUAUGAAGGCUGAAUUGCCUGAAGAUAGAAUUCAAGUUUGGUUUCAAAAUCGACGAGCAAAAUGGCGUAAAACAGAAAAGAAAUGGGGUAAAAGUAGUAUUAUGGCUGAAUAUGGUUUGUAUGGAGCUAUGGUUCGACAUUCAUUACCUUUACCUAAAACAAUACUUAAAUCAGCUUUGGAUAAUAAUGAUGAGUCAUGUGCACCAUGGUUGUUAGGUAUGCAUAAAAAGUCAUCAAUGCAAUCUAAUAUAGAACAACAAGAAUUAAAACAAGAUCCAAUAAUUGAUUCAAAUAAUUGUGAUUUAUCAAGUCCUACAACUACUAUAACUUAUUUAACUGAAUCUAUACAAUCAUCAAAUGAAUCAGAUAAAAUAUAA